CCUCCGCCUCCGCCUCCGCCGCCAUCAGAGUUAGAUCCAGACCCGAUCCUUUCUUGGUCGUUUGCCGAUGCUUCAGCAUCGUAACCUCUGCGGCUGCGAUUCUCUGCAUCUCUGUCAACAUUCUCUCUGCCAUUCGUUCCUUCAAAGAUGGAUCUGAUAUAUUUGAUGGCAUAUUUCGGUGCUAUGCGGUUGUGAUUGCAAUGUUCGUGGUCGUUGCCGAGACAGAAUGGGGAUUCGUCAUCAAGUUCUGGAAGGUGUUGGAGUAUUGGGCUGCUAGGGGUAUGCUGCAGAUCUUUGUUGCGGUGAUGACAAGAGCUUACCCUGAGGACUCUGGGGAACGGAAGGAGCUCAUUUUUUUACAAAACAUAGCAAGCUACAUGCUUCUUGCUUGUGGUGCUGUUUAUCUUAUCUCGGGAAUUUUAUGCAUUGGCCUUAUCAAACGUCAGCGCCAAAAGAAAGAAGUUUCAAGAGAUCAAGCUGUUAAGGAUCUGCAGGAAUUGGAGCAGCGUAGAGAGGAACUUGAAGCAUUGUUGAUUGAAGAAAGGGGUUAAGAAUUGGGACUAGGAUCCAACACCAUCCCAGUGUUCAAGCUUGAACUAGAAGAUGGAAGCUAGAAAAGUGAGUUUUUCGUCUUGAUCAUGAAUUUCAUGUUUGUAUACUUGUUCUAAUAGUGUGUUGUUUUCAUCAGAUAGAAACCUUACUAGGGUCAAUUCUUUGUAAGAAUUAUGUAGAUUUGUGAAAAAAACUAGCACUCAUUUGAUUCUUUUUCCUUGUACACACAUUUACAAAGAGCAAUACAUGUUCAAAGACAAGCAUCACAUGCUCCUCACAAAUUUUGUUAAAA
This is a messenger RNA of Camellia sinensis, 844 nucleotides long. RefSeq names its product vacuole protein. The record is from RefSeq and is a predicted model, not a curated record. Lineage: Eukaryota; Viridiplantae; Streptophyta; Magnoliopsida; Ericales; Theaceae.